Molecule: messenger RNA, 1155 nt
Organism: Aspergillus puulaauensis
Lineage: Eukaryota; Fungi; Ascomycota; Eurotiomycetes; Eurotiales; Aspergillaceae
Product: sugar phosphate isomerase/epimerase family protein
Exons: 1
Coding region: 1-1155 (384 amino acids)
Source: RefSeq, a predicted model, not a curated record
AUGUCAAAACAGUCAUUAUCGGCGGUUCCCAGCGAGUUUGGUAUCGCCACCCUCUCACUCGGCAACUGGAGGGAGCACCGCCUACAACCGCGUCUGGAAGCAGCCGCGAAGACCGGCUACAAAUGGAUCGACCUCUUUGACGAGUGCUGGGCAGCGUAUCUCGAAGAACACGGUCUUCCUGGCGACCAGCUAUGGGAGCCUACCGCUAUCAAUCUACAAGUCGCCCGGCAACUUGGCGGCCUCGUCAAGUCCCUCGGGAUGCGCAUCGCUUGUACCCAGCCACUGCGCAAGAUCGAGGGCGUCAAGGAUCCUGAAGAACGCCGCGAAACACUUGACCUCGUGGCAAAGCGGUUCCCGUUUAUGCGUGCGUUCGAUACGGAUCUUGUGUUUAUGUGCGCCAGCAUCCGUACCGACAGCGGUGUCACUUCGGAUCUGCAGACGGUCGCAAGGGAUCUGGCUGAGCUGGGCGAUAUGGCGGCGGCGUAUGCAAGAGCUGACGGGGGUCCAAUGCUGAAAAUCGGGUAUGAGGGUCUGUCAUGGGCAGCGAGGAAUACCUGGUCGUCGUCGUGGGAGGCAGUGCGGUUCGCGAACCGGCCAAACGUUGGUCUUAUCGUCGAUGCGUUCAACGUGCUUGCGGUGGAAUUCGCGCAUCCUCAUAACCCGGCUGGUCAUGGGCGGUUUUUCUCGACACUCGAAGAAUCGAUCGACGUUCUUACGGGAUCGCUUGCGUCUCUGGCUGCGACCGUUCCGGGUGAUCGCAUCUUCUUCUUUCAGUGCGGUGAUGCGGAGCUCGUGGACCCUGCGGUUAUCUGUCCGACGGAGCCGGAUACGCCGGCCCUCUUACCCUGGUCGCGAGGGCAUCGUUUGUUUCCGAUGGAGCAGAGUCGUGGUGGAUAUAUGCCCGUGGAAUUGGUUGCUGCGGCGGUUCUUGCAACUGGGUACAAAGGGCCAAUUUCAUUGGAAGUGUUUAACAAUUCUUUGAACCAGCCUGGGGGCCACGUUCCACCAGAGCAUGCAGCGCGUGGUAUCGCUGGUCUACGGAGACUUGUCGCAGCUGCAAUGGCGUUGCCUGCUUUCUGGAGAGGUGGACGAGAGGCCAAACAAGCGGUUGAUAUGGUUGUCCGCCGGCUGCAGCCACGGGCAUCGCAGUUAUGA